Molecule: messenger RNA, 1311 nt
Organism: Symbiodinium sp. CCMP2592
Lineage: Eukaryota; Dinophyceae; Suessiales; Symbiodiniaceae
Source: the annotation of a GenBank genome assembly
AUGGUCGUGCCGACCUUCGAGAUUUCCCAGGAACAAACAAGGCGAGCGCCCACUCUGGAAAAGAGAGCCCCAUGGUGCACAAAGUGGGCGUACAUGACCAUCGUGUUGGAGGUGCUUGCCUGGCUAACAGUUCCUAUAGUUUCCUUUCUGACCACGCCCGGGUACCUCGUGUAUGUAUUUGGAUGGCUGCUGCUGGUGGCGAUAUGUCGGGAAGGAGUGGCGGCCGUGGUCAAGGAUCCGAUAUUGCUGUGCUUCAGGCGCGGUGCCAUUCCUUCAUGGAGCUUCAGAUGCUUCACGAUUGCCCUGCGGUUUUUCAUAAUUGUGUCUCCGCUUGAAGUGUUCAACCCCCACAUCAAUCACAGCACGACCAUUCCUGCCGCUCUGGAGCGUGUCAACAAGGACUUCAAAUCUUCCCGGGGUCUAGGCCAAAACUGCUCUGUCGUGCCCGAGUGGCUGCAGCCGAUCUGCAAGGAGGGCAGAUUCCCUGUCUCCGCUUAUACGGAGUGCGUGGAGAAACUACCUUCAAAUUUACGUGGCUUCUGCAACGCAAAAGCCUGCACGGUCAAUAAAUUCGGAGAUGGCCCGUUCUACACGGUUAUUGUUGGUCCCAUGCUUGCCCUGUUCGGCCUGUGCAUCUGCUACGCCUUAGAGGCGUGUUUCUACGCCUUGGAGGCGUGCUACCGCUGCUGCAGGAGUUACUUCUGUGACGACGCCCCCAGUUCAUCGGAUUCGGAGGUGGACGAUGAGGAAAAGAUCGGCCUCAUGCAGAGGCUUGCGGGAGCCAUUUUGCUGGCUCUGCAGGUUAAGGAGGACGAUAGUGAGGUGACCCGCAUGGUGAAGAAGAUCUGGAUAGCCAAAGACAUCUUUCUGGUAGCUGCGGAUGUCCUUCUGGACUCGAACUGUGUUUUGACUUUCUUCCAGACAGGGCAUCACCUUUUCGGUACUGCGGCAUUGGCGAUCCUUUUGUGGUCCUUGGGCCAGCAGUUGGUCAGCCACAGCCUCCAAGAUUUGUACAGCGAGGCAGUUGCCAGCAUCGGUGCUGGUAUGCUAAGUGACGGGUUUCUACGGAUGACACGGACCGAACAGUCUGUGGAAGCACCGCUCAGCUUGGUGCUCCAGGUGUAUACAUGUCCUUAUGUCACGGUUACAAGCACAUGGGCGCUGCUGACUUUUGUGCCGUCCAUCGUGCUCAGCAUUUGCACCAUCUCCGAAGCUGUGUUCAAGUUGCUGUAUGUUGACAUGCUUUCGGUUGUUUUGGCCUCCGGGCAGAGGGAUGCGUCGUAUGAGCGGGUGGUCCGCGCAACUGAUUAG